CCCGGAGGGCGUGUGGCGCUAUCUAAGGGGCCAGAGGACAGCGGAGGGAGGGGGAGGAGUAGGAGUGGCUAGAACCUUGGAAAUGGCAGACAAGGGACCCCAGAGGAUAGCCCAAUUCAAGCCCUUGUGAAGACGGAUUUUUAACAGGUCGUCUUGGAACCAGAGGUUGCAGGGUCCCCCGAGGAGAGGGACUUUUUCGUCACCUGUCCACUCCUGGCCUUCAGACUGAGCUAGACCCCUCCCCCGCUUCCUGCUCAGGACUGGGCGGCCAAGCAGCCAUGCCUACCUGGGGGGCUGGCUCGCCGUCCCCUGACCGCUUUGCGGUGUGUGCGGAGGCCGAGGCCAAGGUGCGGGAGCGGCAACCCCACGUGGAGCGCAUCUUCAGCGUGAGGAUGAGUGUCCUCCCGAAGGACUGUCCCGAGAACCCUCACAUCUGGCUGCAGCUGGAGGGCCCCAAGGAGAACGCCAGCAGAGCCAAGGAGUACCUGAAGGGUCUCUGUAGCCCGGAGCUGCAGAAUGAAAUCCACUACCCACCCAAACUGCACUGCAUCUUCCUGGGAGCCCAGGGCUUCUUCCUGGAUUGCUUGGCCUGGAGCACGUCAGCACACCUCGUGCCUGGGGCACCCGGCUCGCUGCUGGUCAGUGGCCUGACUGAGGCCUUCGUCAUGGCUCAGAGCCGAGUGGAGGAGCUGGUGGAACGGCUGAGCUGGGACUUCCGGCCAGGGCCAGCCCCUGGAGCCGGAGUGCUAAGAGACUUCUCUGCCUUGCUGCCGGCCCAGGGGGACGCCCACAGAGAGGCCCUGCUGCAGCUGCCCCUGGCUGUCCAGGAGGAGCUGCUGAGCCUGGUGCGGGAGGCAGCCAGGGGGCAGGGGCCCCAACCACUCCCUUCCUGGAAUGUGGGAAGCCCAGGCCCACUGGGUGCUCAGCACCAGGGAGUAAGAGCUCUUCUGAGUGAAGGCAGGGAGUCUCUGGACACUGGACCUAUGGGGCUGCAAGGGUCAAGGGGGGAGAGACAUGUUGUGGAGAUGGAGGGGGGCAAGCAGGCUGGUCUCAGGGAGAUGGAUUUGGGGUGGAAAGAGCUGCCUGGGGAAGAGGCCUGGGAGAGAGAAGUGGCCUUCAGGUCCCAGUCAUGGGGAGGAGAGGCAGGGCAGGCAGGGCCCCUGAAAGGGAAGGCCCUGGGGAAGGAGGAGGCGCCUCAGGAAAGAGGAAGGUUCUGUGUCCAGGGGGAGCCUCCUGGUGCCCAAGGUCCCUAUCAGAGGGUAGCUCCGCUCCGGGGGGCCUCCCUCCUGCAGCGGCUCCACAAUGGGAAAGCCUCACCUCCAAGAGUGCCCAGCCCCCCACCUGCUCCCGAACCCCCAUGGCACUGUGGCGACCGAGGAGACCGAGGAGACAGGGGAGACAAGCAGCCCGUCGUGGCUCGAGGUCGGGGGUCUCCAUGGAAACGAGGCACCCGGGGGGGCAACUUGGUGACUGGCACACAGCGUUUCCAGGAGGCCCUACAGGACCCUUUCACCCUGUGCCUUGCCAAUGUGCCUGGCCAGCCGGACCUCCGCCAUAUUGUCAUUGAUGGCAGCAACGUGGCCAUGGUUCACGGCCUCCAGCACCACUUCUCCAGCCGGGGCAUUGCCAUUGCUGUGCAGUACUUCUGGGACCGUGGCCACCGCGACAUAACUGUCUUUGUGCCUCAGUGGCGUUUCAGUAAGGAUUCCAAGGUCAGAGAGGGUCACUACCUGCAGAAGCUGUACUCCCUCAGCCUGCUCUCCCUCACUCCCUCCCGAGUCAUGGAUGGCAAGAGGAUCUCCUCCUAUGAUGACAGGUUCAUGGUGAAGCUGGCUGAAGAGACCGAUGGGAUCAUUGUCUCCAAUGACCAGUUCCGGGACCUGGCGGAGGAGUCUGAGAAGUGGAUGGCAAUCAUCAGAGAGCGCCUCCUGCCCUUCACCUUCGUGGGAAACCUCUUUAUGGUCCCUGAUGACCCAUUGGGGCGACAUGGCCCCAUGCUGGAUGAGUUCCUGAAGAAGCCAGCCAGGGCACAGGGGUCUUCUAAGGCUCAGCAUCCUUCUAGGGGCUUUGCAGAACAUGGUAAUCAGCAGCAGGGAAGAAAAGAAGAGGAAAAAGGCAGUAGUGGUAUCCGGAAGACCCGGGAGACAGAGCGGCUCCGGCGCCAGCUGCUGGAGGUAUUUCGGGGCCAGGAUCACAAAGUGGACUUCAUCCUGCAGCGGGAGCCGCACUGCCGGGACAUCAACCAGCUCUCUGAGGCCCUGCUCAGUCUCAACUUUUAAGCCUCACCAGCCUGAGUGGCUGCCACCUGGCCAGCUCCAGCCUCACCCAACUUAGCCCCUUGUGUGAGACUCCCUCUGCUGCUCAGACUGACCCAGACCCACUCUGAGUUGGUGCUUUGGUCAGGGCAGCACUGAGGAAGAGCACUUGUGUGGGGAAUGCUCUUGCCCGGGGCACUUUGGGGUCAGGUCCAUAAAGUGACCUGAUCUCAUCUUGAGUCAGGACCUCAACCAGCUCUCAGGAGGUUCCGCUCUGCCUUAACUUCUCAACCUUGCCUUAGCACAGGGAUUCUGUAGGGAGUGGGGGCUGCUGGAAAGGGCAGGUCCUGGCCAUUGGGAUGCCGGCUCCUCAUCCAAGCUGAGUCGGGAUCGAGGCUUGGGUGGGUGGGAGGGGAAUGAAGAAAAGUGGCAAGGAAGUGAAGCCUUUCCUCCCCCUGGCUGAGGAAGGAUGGAGGACAGGAUGCACAGGAUGCUUCCCAGGCUGGGCUGGGCUCCUGGGUACAGUGAAGGGAACACUGGGCCUGGAAAGGCUGGUGCUACGGUGUCUGGGUCACAGUGGGGCAGCAGAGAGCUGGUGGAGAAGGCAGAGGGAGACUUGGCUCCUGGUUUCAGCUGUGCCUGUCUGUGACCUUGAUUGAGCUGCCUGGCAUUUACUUCUGCCUGUAAAUCAGGGUAAAAAUGCCUGUUGGGAGAAGGAAUGAGAACAUGGAGGAAGGCCCGUUGGAGGGAAGGUACUUGGACCAAGUCUCAGGUGUGUCCGUCUGUGGCUGCACAGGCUUCCUAACCAAAACCUCAUUUCAGAGUGCAGAGGUCCUCUGUCCCCAGGGCCUGUGCCCUAGAUUUUAACACUGCGUCCUCAGUAUAACGUGCCCUAUAAUGGCUGCGUCCCUUUUAGGCAACCCCCCAAGUCCGCAUUUACAAAACAGUUGAUUAGGGCUGACUGACUGCAUACCAAAAUACUCUCAGGGUUCCUAUAAAUGGCAGCUCUCCUGUUGCAUUCAGGUGUUUGUUUACAGAUGAGCGAAUGUGUCAGGAAGUUCCCGGUUAGAAGCACUUGCUGAAGUGUCGAGCAUUCACCAAAGCGAUGAAGCCAUGCUCGGCAAUGAUGAUGUUAAUGUGCUCUGACCCUAGCGUUUUCUCCACAGAACACAUAUGUUGCAUAAAGUGAGGCCCACUUCUGCUCUGUG
Molecule: messenger RNA, 3463 nt
Organism: Equus caballus (horse)
Lineage: Eukaryota; Metazoa; Chordata; Mammalia; Perissodactyla; Equidae
Gene: KHNYN
Product: KH and NYN domain containing
Cellular component (GO): cytoplasmic ribonucleoprotein granule; nucleus
Molecular function (GO): RNA endonuclease activity; mRNA binding
Source: RefSeq, a predicted model, not a curated record